CGUCGUCUCUACCCGCUGCACCUCGAUCGUAGGUAAUGCUCUAAUAUUUUUCUCCGCAUCGAUUUAAUUUUUCGGGGAGGAAAAAGAAUAUAGUGUUUUUUAUUCUUUCAAAUAGAUUUUAUUUGUUUUACUCUUUCCGCGAUCGUUUUAUUACAUUCAGUCGUCCGUCCAUCUGUCCGUUCAUUGAUAAAAAUAUAAUAUAAUCACGACCGUAAACGUGUAUUUUAUUAGAGGUACGUACUCCUUAGAUCGAGUGUAUGUACUCUGGAGCAAAACAAGUGUCGAAGUCGUGCGUGGAUAAUUAAGUUUGUAUCUCUGAACCAUCGCGACCAUCGAAUCUUUUAUACAAAUCUUGAAUUAAUUUCGUGAAACGGCUGUUUGAAUCGUUUGACUCGGUAGUUUAUCUGACGCAUAAAACGAAGACGCGGGACUCGAUACAUUCAGUGCUUAUUUCCUUUGCCCAGUCGCUGAUUUGCAAGUAACUGAUCAAGGACAGUAUACAAGCAUCUAGACGUGCCUGAAAACUACCAUUACAAUAUACACUACAAUGACAACAAUUGCGCUUCUGUCAUUGUCUGUAUAGUGUGGCCUAUUUUGUUGCUGCCGUAAUUGCAGGGUUUGUUUUAAGUCAAAGCUAUUAAACAAAUUUAAAUUGAGAUGUAUGCAAAAGGAAAGGGCGCAACAGUGCCAUCAGAUGCUCAGGCUAGAGAAAAGUUAGCAUUGUAUGUUUAUGAGUAUUUAUUACAUAUUGGAGCUCAGAAAGCAGCUCAAACAUUUUUAAAUGAAAUUAGAUGGGAAAAGAAUAUCACACUUGGUGAACCACCAGGAUUUCUGCAUUCUUGGUGGUGUGUAUUUUGGGAUUUAUAUUGUGCAGCUCCAGAACGCCGUGAUACAUGUGAACAUUCAAGUGAAGCUAAAGCAUUUCAUGAUUAUGGUUUUGUAAAUUCAGGAUAUGGUGUAAAUGGUAUUGCACAUAAUGCUGGACCUUCUCCUAGUCCUUUAGGACAAAUGCCUCCAAAUGAUGGAAUGCCAGGAGGUCCAAUGCCUGGUGGAUUUUUUCCAAAUGCUUCUAUGAGACCAUCACCUCCGAGUCAUCCUUCAACACAACAAUCUCCUCAUUCUCAACCACCAUCACAUGGACAAAUGUUAUCAAAUCAGCCUUUUAUGGGUCCUCGAUAUCCAGGUGGUCCAAGGCCUGGAAUUCGCAUGUCACAAUUAGGAAAUGAUUUUAAUUCUCCUACAGGGCAACCAAUGAUGCCUGGGAUGGAUCCUUUAAGACAAGGUGAAGCUGGAGAAUAUGUUGUAGGUUGGCAAGGAGGUAUGGGACCAAUGAAUCCUCGUAUGAAUCCUCCUCGAGGUCAAAACACUCAAAACAUGAGUCCAUUAGGAUCUUAUAGCCCUGGAAUGCGCGGACCUCCGCCUAAUACAACCUUAGGCCCUGGUGGUGGCGGACCAAACAUGCCUUUAUCUAUGGGCGGACUUGUUGGAAGACCACAAUGGCAACCAAAUGCAAAUACUCCAAUGAGUUAUUCAUCAUCAUCACCAGGAGCGUAUGGAGGACCCUCGGGAUCAGGCGGCCCUCCUGGACCAGGCACACCAAUAAUGCAAAGUCCUCAAGAUUCUUCAAACUCUGGAGGAGAAAGUAUGUACACAAUGAUGAAGCCGGUUACUGGAGGGAAUAUGCCUGGUGAUUUUCCAAUGAAUAAUGCAUCAGACAGUGGACCAUUAGGACCAAUGGGUCCUAAUACAAUGAAUUCGGUUUUGAACGGUGAAGGACUAGAUGGUAUGAAAAAUUCACCUGCGCCAGGUGGCCCAGGGACACCGAGAGAAGAUAGUGGAAGUGGCAUGGGCGAUUAUAAUUUGUCAGGAUUUGGAGGAGCAGGAGAAAAUGUAAUUGGCCUGGAUAUAUAUUAGUUUAGGGACAUUGAAGACAAUCGAUGAACUACAUACUGAUUAAGGAGUGAUGACAAUUGUAUGGUGACCAAGAAACAUAAUGUGGCAAAUAAUUACAAUUGAUUAUAACUUAAACUUUUUUUUUUUAUUAAUGUAGUAUUAAAAUGCAUUUAAUUUUUUUUUUUUUUUUGAAACAUUCAGUAUUGUUCACCAUUUUUUUCACCUCACCGUCAUCGGGUUGUUAUUCAUCUUUUUUUUGUCAGAUUUUUAAAUUCACAAUUGAUAGUUUUUCAUAAACUACCCUAAGCGUUUAACAAAAAUUAUCACUACGAGUUAAAAACUAUGUAGAUUCCCAAAAAAAUAUUAAAGACAUGAAAUAACUUUAAAAUACAGUUUAAACUGAAUUUAUCAUAUAGAGUGUAUUGUGCCUGAAUUUUAAAUUGGUGUUUAUAGAGCUUAUAUGUAUCUAUUUACAAGUAUUUGGCAUAUUAAAUUUUGAUCUGGGUAAAUUUUUUUAUAUUAUUAUUAUUAUUUGUCAGCCUGAGUGUUUCUUUAGUUUUCUAUUUACACUAUUAUUUAGUGUAAUCAAAAUCAAACUCAUCCUCAGCUAAAAUGUUAUGAAAAGGUAUGAAGUUUAAAAUUAU
Messenger RNA from Rhopalosiphum maidis (corn leaf aphid), 2537 nucleotides. Its product is annotated as single-stranded DNA-binding protein 3-like. The transcript is spliced from 15 exons. The record is from RefSeq and is a predicted model, not a curated record. Gene Ontology annotation, biological process: positive regulation of transcription by RNA polymerase II. The coding region runs from base 658 to 1914 and encodes 418 amino acids. Gene Ontology annotation, molecular function: single-stranded DNA binding; protein binding. Lineage: Eukaryota; Metazoa; Arthropoda; Insecta; Hemiptera; Aphididae. Gene Ontology annotation, cellular component: nucleus.